This is a messenger RNA of Gongylonema pulchrum, 474 nucleotides long. NCBI's taxonomy places the organism in Eukaryota, Metazoa, Nematoda, Chromadorea, Rhabditida, Gongylonematidae. The record is from the annotation of a GenBank genome assembly.
AUGUCCGUGCACGCAGUGGAUUCUCUUGUUAAGAAGUUGAAAAAGAAAAAAGUUGGCCAGGGCACCAUUGAGGAUCUUGAGUUUGCGCUUGCUAAUCCGGGAUCGCACAGUAAAUGUGUUACAAUACCGCGAUCGCUGGACGGCAGACUCCAGGUUUCGCAUCGAAAAGGCCUUCCUCAUGUGAUAUAUUGUCGGGUAUGGCGCUGGCCUGAUCUACAGUCACAUCAUGAACUUAAACCGCUGCCUGAUUGUUUAUAUCCGUAUGACAGCAAGAAUCAACUGAUUUGUAUUAACCCAUAUCAUUACCAAAGAAUCGAGCCCCAGAUUAUUCCGGUUGCAAUGUCACAUUCUGCUCGAUUUCCGCCGAUUCUUCAUAGUCGUAACGAUACGCCACCUUCAGUGAGCAACAUCAUGCCAUCACAUGUAUGUUCCUUAUUUCUGCUAAAUGCAGGACUAAUGUUUCGCAGUGUGUAA